GACUCUGUGUCCUCUCUGACCACCACCCCGACUCUUCUCUCGCACUUUGUGCCCGGAGCGCGGACAGAGGAGUUACCAAAGUCCCGGAGCCGCUCCAGAGAUGGUGACUUUACGCACGGGAUCUGAGGCAGUUUGAAGUGACUCCUCUGGUUUGGUCUCUAACUCUUCAUCCUCAUCUUCAUCAUCAACAUCGCCCUCAACACUCUCCAAGUUUGCCUCGGACACGCGGCGGAUGCCGAAGAAGUGAGUCCAGGUGACGUUCAUGAAUUUUAAAAUCAUCCACAAGUGAGAAGAGGGUGUCGGAGCUGAAGUCUCUCAUUUCUAAUGAUGUCUUCCAUGCGAGCAACGCCUCCCUUCCACCCACCGUCUGAGGAAGAGGAAGCGAUGGGUCAGGACAACGCGGCCUGGGCCGGUGACGAGCGAGAGGGCCCGAAGGAGACGCCAUCUCCCUCUUCUCAUGAGCGGCCCCACCCUGACGAGCUACAGCCAAUCAGAGAGAAGCUGACGGAGGCUGAGUGGGAGAACACGGCGCCUGCUGUGAUGGACAAUGAGAGCAGUAAAGGCUGCUCCGUCUACUCCUACCGGACUAACUCUACCUCUCCACCCAAGCCAGAGGAGUGUUCCAGGGAUCGCGGGGAGGCCAUGAGCGGCCUUGCCUUCGGGACGCCGGAGCGCCGUAAAGGAAGCCUGGCAGACGUGGUGGACACACUGAAACAGAAGAAACUGGUGGAGCUGACCAAGACAGAACAAGAUGAGCCGACCUGCAUGGAGAGGCUCCUCUCCAGGGACUGGAAGGAGCGCGUUGAUCGUCUGAACGCUAACGAGCUGCUGGGGGAGGUCAAAGGUACGCCGGAGUCACUGGAGGAGAAGGAGCACCAACUCUCCACCAUGAUCGGUCAGCUGAUCAGUCUUCGGGAGCAGCUCCUCUCCGCCCACGACGAGCAGAAAAAGAUGGCCGCCUCACAGCUGGAGAAGCAGAGACAACAGAUGGAGCUGGCCCGGCAGCAGCAGGAGCAGAUUGCCAGACAACAGCAGCAGCUCCUGCAGCAGCAGCACAAGAUCAACAUUCUCCAACAACAGAUCCAGGUCCAGGGUCACAUGCCUCCAAUGAUGAUCCCAGUGUUUCCUCACGACCAGCGGUCUCUGGCUGCCGCUGCCGCCGCACAGCAGGGCUUCCUCUUCCCACCGGGCAUGUCCUAUAAGCCAGGUGAGAAUUACCCCAUGCAGUUCAUUCCAUCCACAAUGGCAGCUGCAGCGGCGUCUGGACUCAGCCCGUUACAACUACAGCAGCUGUACGCCGCCCAGCUGGCAAGCAUGCAGAUCUCACCAGGAGCCAAGAUGGCUUCCCUCCCGCAGGCUCCCAACUCCUCCGGUCCCCUUUCCCCCUCCGCCCUGAAGAGCGAGAAGAGAGCGUCCAGUCCUGUUGCUCACAUUAAGGAGGAAGGAUCCACACAGCCACUGAACCUCUCAGCCAGACCCAAGACAGCCGAGCCUCUUCGCUCCCCAACGUCCCCGACGCAGAGUCUGUUCUCCGGAAACAAGAGCAGCCCCACAGGCAUCAGCAAGGGCCGCAUCCCCAGCCCCAUCUCCAACAUGGGCAGGAACUCCUCUCUGGACAUCCUGUCCAGCCUGAACUCCACGGCUCUGUUUGGGGACCAGGACGCGGUGAUGAAGGCCAUCCAGGAGGCAAGGAGCAUGAGGGAGCAGAUCCAGAGGGAGCAGCUCCACCAGCAGCAGCAGCAGCAGCAGCCGGGACACCACAGUCUGGAGGCCAAACUGUCGGCCCUCAGCGGCAUGAGCCUCAACAACGGCAACAAGGAGCGGCUGCACUACGAGACUCUGAGCCAGCACCUGGGGAAGCUUGGAGACGAUGCUGGGAAGAUGGUCCAUCGAGUCAUCGACCUGACGAGACCAGAAGAUCUGGAUGGAAGUAACAUCACGGAGGCGCGAGUGUUCAGGGAGGCGCGGGGCAGGAACAACGCCGAGCCUCACAUCAAGAGACCCAUGAAUGCCUUCAUGGUGUGGGCCAAAGACGAGAGGAGGAAGAUCCUGCAGACCUUCCCCGACAUGCACAACUCCAACAUCAGCAAGAUCCUCGGCUCUCGCUGGAAAUCCAUGACCAACCAGGAGAAGCAGCCGUACUACGAGGAGCAGGCCCGCCUGAGUAAAAUCCAUCUGGAGAAAUAUCCCAACUACAAGUACAAGCCGCGGCCCAAGAGAACCUGCAUCAUCGACGGCAAAAAGCUGCGUAUUGGAGAGUACAAGCAGAUGAUGAGGUCACGGCGUCAGGAGAUGAGGCAGUUCUUUGUCGGGCCUCAGCCACCGAUGCCUCUUGGCAGCAGCCCGGGCGGAGUGGGAGUUUACCCGGGCGCCAUUACCAUGGCAACGACAGCCACACCGUCCCCACACCUGACCUCAGACUGCUCCAGCAACUCAGCCAGCCCCGAACCCGCCAUCCCGGUCAUUCAGAGCACGUACGGGAUGAAGUCCGAGCCCGGCGGCGGAGGCAGCAAUGGUGGCGGGAUGGGAGCCUUGGAUCUGCCCAGCGACCCCACCAACGGAGACGACGACAUGGACAUGUACGAGGACUUUGAGGACGAGCCCAAGUCAGACUAUAGCAGCGACCACGAGCCACAGGAGGCCGUCAGCGCCAACUGAGCGCGCUCAGGGUGUCGGUUGUAAAAAGAGAAAAAACAAAACUCCUGUUCUACUCAGAGACACUUUUUAAAAUCACAGUUUAUUAUAGAGACCUUCAGGGCAUGUGGCAUCACGCACUGAGCAUGCCCAGACAGGAUUCACAUGCUCACUGAGUUCUCGGACAGUGGAUGGACGUCCAUUUGAAGAAGACGGCCGAUGGACAAAAUGUGACCCGAGAAAAACAAACUGACAGACAUUCAGACAUCCAGCUGACAACAAACUUCAGUUUCCUUCAACUCUGACAAUCUUAACAGGAGCUGAGAAGAGACGGAGACAGAAGAGACAGGAUGAGACAGGAUGAGACAGGAUGAGACAGGAUGAGACACAUGAGCGAGGAACACAUUGCUGUGUGGUUUGUAAAGAGCAUGCAUGGAUUUGAAGCAUCAGGAGUUGGUCUUCAACAGCUAUUUGGUCUUAAAUGUUUAAGGAGUGGUUUCGUUUUUAUCUUCAUGUAUUUACUUUUUUUGUGUUUUCUUUUUGUUCUGUUUUCCUCUGACAGGUCGCUGCCUGUACGAACUCUGGACUGUCGGAACUUGAAAUAUGAAAAGUUUUAAUAUAAAUCCUAGCUAUUGUAAUCUUAUAGUCUUACUUUUGUUUCUUACCAGUACACCAUGCAUCUCCAUCUUGUUUUCUGACAGACUGCUUACAUUACAUUACUGUUAGAGUUUUUUUAUAUCCCAGCUCAGGUAUGAUGUGCCAGCUUGUGAAUGUGUUUCUUUUUUUGUUUCGUUUUCAUACAGAAAGAGUGGUAGGUCUUUUCAGACUGUCGAUGAAAUAAAGGGAGCAAAAUCCCUUAUAUCACAUUAUUAUUAUUAGUAGUAGUAGUAGUGUUACUAUUAUUAGUAUUAUUACUAUUACUGAGUAGGUGUGUAAGGAAGCACGAACCCAGGCAUUGUACAGAUUUACUUCAAAUGUGCCAAACCUACAUUCACAUUCACUCGGGAUGUCGUAGUCUUAACUUCCAAUACUGCAAAAAAGUCUUAUACAAUCAGCUUUUUCUAUCUGAUGAUGAUGAUGAUGAUGAUGAUGGUGAUGAUGAUGAUGAUGAUGAUGAUGAUGAUGCUCCGACUCGGUAACUGCUGGCCCCCCUCCUGACCCGAUCACCAGCAGAGCUCAGUGAGGAUGUGAUGUCACACUUUGAUCUCUGACAGCUCCUCCAUGCUGAGAUCUGCUCCUCAGUUCCAUUCACUGCAUUGGUGCUUUUAUGAACCACAUUUCCCACAGUUCCUUGAGGCAAAACACUCGGCACAUUGUGCUGUAGGUUCAGGAGGGCACAACCAAACGCCGACCUUCAGUGUUUGAGUUUAUCCCUUCCAAUCUGGCCAAAGGUACAGACAUUUAUUUGGCUUCAUUUCUGCUGAGACACUUUAAGACUUAAACGUGUCCAGUCAGCAGCGGGCGGCGGGCAGAGGGGCGGGGUCUAGCAGCGCCACAGUUACCUGCUGUAGGAUGAGAGUUUCUAAUAUUCUGGAUCCCUUGGCUGUAUUUUGAAUUGUGUUUUGAAUUGGUACAAAAUGUUCCUAUUUUUAUUAUUAGUCUGUUCAUAUUUGUAAAUGUCUUCUGAGCAUCACGUGGGACAGAUUCACCAAACAUGUUUUAAGAAAGAAUUUAUUGAGCUGCAAAAAGAGGUCUGUUAUUUCAAAAAGGGUACGUUUUCUACAGCGCAUGUAUAUUUUGAAGACGAGUAAAUUAUUAGGAGAAGAAUGGAGGAAAAAAAGCUGCAGAGUUUUUCCACAGUCUGAACUGAGAUGUUCUCCUCUUGUGUCAGCGCGGCCUCGUGCUCAGUGCUGUGCACGCUUUUUCCUCUGUUUUACUCCAAUGUCACUUCUCUGACGACACACAGUAUAUUCUUUGUCUCUUUUCACCACACUCUGCAUUCUGAAUAUUUUCAGCACCUGGGACCUCGGGUGGUUUCUGUUCAGCUGUUUCACAUGUCUUCAUAUCUCUGACCAUACCUGGCAGUCUUUACUCAGAAAGCUUCACAAGCUGGGACUGAACUUUGGUUUUUACUCGCAUUGCAGGAAAAGAAAAAAAAAGCCUCAUGCAUAGACAUUUCUGUUGUUGUCAUCCUAAGCACUGGAUAUAAAUUCUAUGUUGUUUUUUUAAGUAUGGACUAAUGUGAAGAUGUUGUUUGAUUUUCAACAUGAUAAAUUAGAACAGUCAAAGUCACAUGUUUGGACUCAAUAGGACGCCUCGGACACGCCAGGCAAAAGUAAAAUGCCAUUUCUUUAGAAGCAUUUCAUUUACCGAAGCAAGUUUUGUUGCUGCAGCUCUCGUGCCGCCUGAAGGGGUCGCGUCACCUCUGAUCUCUUUAGACCUCAUGCUCUUGUCAGUUGUGACCUGCAGAAGUGGGACGUCAGUUUCCUGGUCACAUACAUUUUGUGAUGAGUAUUGUAUUUGAAAUUCAAUUGUGCGUUUUAACAUUUCAUUGUAUUUAUUAGCCAGCUUUGGCUCUAAAAAGUGUCAGUACAACUUGGUGAGAAAGACAAUCAAAAAAAAUAAAGAAAUAAAAAUUAAAAACUUGA
Molecule: messenger RNA, 5222 nt
Organism: Epinephelus fuscoguttatus (brown-marbled grouper)
Lineage: Eukaryota; Metazoa; Chordata; Actinopteri; Perciformes; Serranidae
Product: transcription factor SOX-6-like
Exons: 16
Coding region: 325-2658 (777 amino acids)
Biological process (GO): positive regulation of chondrocyte differentiation; central nervous system development; cell fate commitment
Cellular component (GO): nucleus
Molecular function (GO): RNA polymerase II cis-regulatory region sequence-specific DNA binding; DNA-binding transcription factor activity, RNA polymerase II-specific
Source: RefSeq, a predicted model, not a curated record